AAGCAGGCAGCAAAAUGUCGGCCGGGCGGCCAGGCUACCCUCAAGCACGCAUAGAAACAGCACGCCGGCACGGCCCCCGUUGCUAAGCGACACAGCUGGUCGGGCGGAAGAAGAGAGGGAGGGCACUGCGUGGUGGCGUCAUUGGCGGAAGCGCAGGCGGUGGAUGACCGGAGGAGGUGCCGCGGCUCCGCUCUAGGGUGGCAGGCAUAAAAAGAUUCUGACCCUAGUUUGACCAGCUGUUCUUGUUCACUAUGGGGGAACUCUUUCGGAGUGAAGAAAUGACACUUGCACAAUUAUUCCUUCAGUCUGAAGCGGCAUACUGCUGUGUCAGUGAAUUGGGAGAACUUGGGAAGGUCCAGUUUCGGGAUCUAAACCCUGAUGUGAAUGUGUUCCAGCGUAAGUUUGUUAAUGAAGUCCGGAGAUGUGAAGAAAUGGACAGGAAACUCAGGUUUGUGGAAAAGGAGAUUAAAAAGGCCAACAUUCCCAUCACAGAUACUGGUGAGAAUCCAGAGGUGCCAUUUCCCAGAGACAUGAUUGAUUUGGAGGCAAACUUUGAGAAAAUUGAAAAUGAGCUCAAAGAGAUCAACACCAACCAGGAAGCCCUUAAAAGGAACUUCCUGGAGCUGACGGAAUUAAAAUUCAUACUGCGGAAAACUCAGCAAUUUUUUGAUGAGGCUGAAUUGCAUCAUCAGCAGAUGGCGGAUCCUGAGUUGUUGGAGGAGUCCUCGUCGCUGCUGGAGCCAAGUGAAAUAGGAAGAGGAGCCCCGCUGCGCCUGGGAUUUGUGGCUGGUGUGAUCAACCGUGAGAGGAUCCCUACGUUUGAGCGGAUGCUGUGGAGGGUGUGUCGUGGAAAUGUAUUCUUGCGUCAGGCUGAAAUUGAAAACCCACUGGAGGACCCAGUAACGGGUGACUACGUACACAAGUCUGUGUUCAUUAUUUUUUUCCAAGGUGACCAACUGAAAAACAGAGUCAAAAAGAUUUGCGAAGGAUUCCGGGCUUCUCUGUACCCCUGUCCAGAAACACCUCAGGAAAGAAAGGAAAUGGCUGCUGGAGUCAACACCAGGAUUGAUGACCUUCAAAUGGUGCUGAACCAAACAGAGGAUCAUCGGCAGAGGGUCUUGCAGGCUGCUGCAAAGAAUGUCCGUGUCUGGUUCAUAAAGGUGCGCAAGAUGAAGGCCAUCUACCACACCCUGAACCUCUGCAAUAUUGACGUGACCCAGAAAUGCCUCAUUGCUGAAGUCUGGUGUCCCGUCACGGACCUUGAUUCCAUCCAGUUUGCUCUCAGGCGUGGCACGGAGCACAGCGGAUCCACUGUCCCCUCCAUCCUGAAUAGGAUGCAGACCAACCAGACUCCACCCACAUACAAUAAGACCAACAAGUUCACUUCCGGGUUUCAAAACAUUGUAGAUGCCUAUGGCAUUGGAACCUACCGCGAAAUCAAUCCAGCUCCAUACACCAUCAUUACCUUCCCAUUCCUAUUCGCGGUGAUGUUUGGGGAUUUAGGCCAUGGAAUUAUCAUGACUUUUUUUGCUGCCUGGAUGGUGAUCCGCGAAAGCCGCAUUCUAUCACAGAAGAAUGACAAUGAGAUGUUCAGCACCAUCUUCAGUGGCCGAUACAUCAUUCUCCUGAUGGGCACUUUUUCCAUUUACACUGGCCUGAUCUAUAAUGACUGCUUCUCGAAGUCGCUCAAUAUGUUUGGCUCAUCCUGGAGCGUCCGGCCAAUGUUCCAGAAAGACAACUGGACAGACAGCCUUCUCGAGGAAUACCCUGUGCUUCAGCUUAAUCCCGCCACUGAGGGUGUCUUCGGUGGACCAUACCCCUUUGGCAUAGAUCCAAUCUGGAAUAUCGCCAACAACAAGCUGACCUUCCUCAACUCUUUCAAAAUGAAGAUGUCAGUCAUCCUUGGCAUCAUCCACAUGCUCUUUGGUGUCACGCUCAGCCUGUUCAACCAUAUCUAUUUUAAGAAACCUCUGAACAUCUACCUUGGGUUUAUCCCUGAAAUUAUCUUCAUGACAACACUGUUUGGCUAUCUGGUCAUCCUCAUCUUCUAUAAGUGGGCAGCCUACGAUGCAAAGAACUCCAUGCACGCGCCAAGCCUUCUCAUCCACUUCAUCAACAUGUUUCUCUUCUCCUAUGAUCCCAAAGGCACCAUGCUUUAUACGGGACAGAAAGGUGUCCAGUGCUUCCUGGUAGUGGUGGCAUUGCUGUGUGUGCCAUGGAUGCUGGUUGCCAAACCCUUGGUCCUUCGUCAGCAGUACCUGCGAAGAAAGCAUUUGGAAGGGCAGCCCGUGGAAGCCCCUGUCAGCCCAGCUCAGAGUCCGCAGGCAGUAGAGGCAGCAGCGGCUGCAACAGGGACACUCAAUUUUGGUGGUAUCCGUGUAGGCAAUGGGCCGACCGAAGAAGAUGCUGAGAUAAUCCAGCAUGACCAGCUUUCAACUCAUUCAGAUGAGGGAGAAGAGUUUGACUUUGGGGAUACAGUCGUCCACCAGGCCAUCCAUACCAUUGAGUUCUGCUUGGGAUGCGUCUCCAACACAGCCUCAUACCUGCGUCUCUGGGCACUCAGCCUGGCUCAUGCACAGCUCUCUGAGGUCCUCUGGACCAUGGUGAUCCACGUGGGACUCAGUAUUAGGAACUUGGGUGGCGGCUUUGCCUUGUUCUUCAUAUUUGCCGCCUUCGCCACCCUGACAGUGGCCAUCUUAUUGGUCAUGGAGGGCCUCUCUGCGUUCCUGCAUGCCCUCCGCUUGCACUGGGUGGAAUUUCAGAACAAGUUCUACAUGGGUACCGGGUUCAAGUUCCUCCCUUUCUCAUUCGACAACAUCCGUGAUGGGAGAUUUGAUGAAUGAGGCCUAAUGAUCGGAAAUCUGGCAGUAAAACUUGACUCCCACCCUGCAUGUGUGUAUGUGUGUGUGUUUGCCUGUGUGAUAGUCUGAAGUUGUGUAGCUCUCCUGCUGUGGACACCAGCUGCUAGUGUGACAGUGACCUGCUUUUUUCAAACACCUCAGUGAAGGAAGGAAGAAUGAAAAAGAAAGACAGGGAGCCCGCAGGAAUCUAGCGGUGAUGCUGCAAAUACUGCAUUGUAAUCUUGCCAGUGUCUCUCAGGUUGUACAGACAGAGGAGAAGCACAUCCUGAACUUCAGUCGACCUGUGUAUACCAAGCAAGCACAUUAGAAGCUCAGUCAAAUAGCAAAAAGCAACCCAAGAUUCUAGUCCUGUGUGUUCCUUUAAAUUUUCUGGCAAUUUGAUUUAAGAGGUUCUCAAUUCUCCAACCAACCAUACAACUUGUCUCUCCUGAUAUCUUGAACAGCAUUCAGGAUUCCUUCUACAAGCUCAGAUCUGGGCUGUCCAAAAGUUGUGAUCCAAAAGAUAGUCAUAUGUCCGAACAUGUUGCUUAUAGUAGCCUUUCUCUACUGUGCCUUUCCUCAGUUAAAUCAGCACCAUAAAAUUGUCUCUUUAAAAUCCCACAAAAGCAUCUGCACAACAGAAGAGGCCCCUCACUGGCAUGCACCACAUAUCUCUGCCAUGUUGACCUCUGAGCAGAGCAUGAGCUGCAAUUCCUCCUGCUCCGUUUGCUCUUGCGCUCCCAUCUUGUAAACUAAAAUUUGUCGCCAAGUCCCCCCUCUGCUUCCUCAGAUGUGUGUGGGUGUGAGCCUCUAGGAAACUUGGACUGAAAGCAAAUGAUUCUUUGGGAAAGGUGACCCCAAAUGGCUUAACAACUUGGCAUUGUUGGAACUGAUGAGAGCAAGCCAGGGAGGGAUGGAGCCUACUUGCCCCUUUGUGUAGCUGACCUGCACUUGGCUCCACAGGAUUACUUAAUAAGGAAACUUUGACUAAACCUGCCUGAAACUCUGAACAGCUUGUUUUGUUACAAGGAAACUGUGGGUCUUUCACCUCUAGGAAACUCACAUGUAACUCUGAUGGGCAGGGCUGCUCAUUGCUACUGAGCUGUUCUUACCUCAUUUACCACUGAGUGUUUGAAGGAAAAAAUAAGCUGGCAAGCGGCAUCAGCCGUAUAUUUAGGAAGGGCUUCCCUUGGAAAAUAGGAAUCUCCUGAGAGUAACACCUGCCUUUUCUUUAUGCAGGCCUUGGCAUAGGAAAGGGGCUGGGCUUUAUAUGCCUCUGUAAGCUCAGUAUAUUUAUGUAAUGUGUGUGUGUGUGUUUUGUGUAACACAAAUGUGCACUUUUCUAGAAGUGUCUCAUUAGGAAACCUUGGGGCACUUCUGUUGAGCACUUAAGGCAAGAGCCCAGACCUGGUAUGCUAACUAUGGAAAGAUGCUAAUCCAUUACUUGCUCUUGAGUAGAGUCUGAAGUUCCAGGUGUAGCCGUGUGUACGUGUGAGAUGCAGAGCAGCCUGUCAAUGUGUUUACCUGUUGCUGUUUUGGACAAGUGUAGCAUGCAGUGAAUUUCCCUGCGGUCCUUAUCAGCCAAUCAUUGUGUCUAUUAAACAAGUUGAUGUGAAAA
Messenger RNA from Elgaria multicarinata webbii, 4458 nucleotides. It is a transcript of the gene ATP6V0A1, whose product is annotated as ATPase H+ transporting V0 subunit a1. The coding region runs from base 252 to 2843 and encodes 863 amino acids. Gene Ontology annotation, biological process: vacuolar acidification; proton transmembrane transport. Gene Ontology annotation, cellular component: plasma membrane; vacuolar proton-transporting V-type ATPase, V0 domain; vacuolar proton-transporting V-type ATPase complex. NCBI's taxonomy places the organism in Eukaryota, Metazoa, Chordata, Lepidosauria, Squamata, Anguidae. Gene Ontology annotation, molecular function: proton-transporting ATPase activity, rotational mechanism; ATPase binding. The record is from RefSeq and is a predicted model, not a curated record. The transcript is spliced from 22 exons.